Molecule: messenger RNA, 1183 nt
Organism: Nerophis ophidion (straightnose pipefish)
Lineage: Eukaryota; Metazoa; Chordata; Actinopteri; Syngnathiformes; Syngnathidae
Gene: josd2
Product: Josephin domain containing 2
Exons: 4
Coding region: 322-900 (192 amino acids)
Biological process (GO): protein deubiquitination
Molecular function (GO): cysteine-type deubiquitinase activity
Source: RefSeq, a predicted model, not a curated record
CUUAAAGGGGCGUGGCCUCACAACAACAACAACAGAGUACUUCCUGUUUCUGGAUGCCGCGGCCAAGCGUCACAAAUCGCGUUUGUUCGGAUGAAAAUCGCUUCAUCAGCCGCUCGUCCCCUUCUCCCGAACAACAAGCAACAACAACACAGGAGGGCUAUCGACCUAAAGCGGUUCCAGGCGUUUCGAAGCGGCCGCUAGCCCGCGUGUGUUAGCCGCAGCUAAGCUAGCUAGCCGGAGGCUGAUGUCUUUCCCGGGCUUUUGACUUUGAAGUUUUCGCGCUUUUGUUGUUUCCCCGCGGCGUCCAACAGCGACUUUACGAUGAGCGCCGGCGAGCUUGUGUUCCACGAGAAGCAGCGCUUGGAGCUGUGCGCCAUUCACGCUCUCAACAACGUGCUGCAGGAGCGCGUCUUCACCAAGGAGGCGGCGGACGACAUCUGCCGGCGGCUGGCACCCCAGUGCGUGGUCAACCCUCACAGGUCCAUGCUGGGCACAGGAAACUACGACGUCAACGUCAUCAUGGCGGCGCUGCAGAGCAGAGACCUGGCGGCCGUGUGGUGGGACAAGCGCAGGACGGUGGACAGCCUGCACAUCGCCAAAGUCCAGGGCUUCAUCCUCAACGUCCCGUCUCGCGUCUCCCUGGGACCCGUCUUCUUCCCCGUGCGGCGGCGCCACUGGCUGGCCGUGCGCCAAGUCCACGGUCAGUUCUACAACCUGGACUCCAAGCUCAAGAGUCCCGCCUGCAUCGGGGGAGACGCCCAGCUGCGCACCUUCCUGGGCGAGCAGCUGUCGCAGGACGUGGCCGAGAUGCUCCUGGUGGUGCGGCGCGACGUGGAGGAGGACGGAUCCUGGCUCAACCCCGACACGCCCGCCGCUAAGGGCGCUGACGGUACGGCGUGAGGGAAGCGGCGAUGCCUUCAGGGACCGCCCGCCGACGUAAAGAAAGCAAAGUCCAAAGAAAAGUGAGAGUUAGUUGCAAACUUCCACCAGUGGAAGGAACACUUAGUGAUUAGUGAACCUAAUUAGUAACAUCUUUUAUUCUAUGCAUUGCACUUCUACUUGCUAGCACUGUGUGUGUGUGUGUGUGUGUGUGUGUGUGUGUGUGUGUGUGUGUGUGUGUGUGUGUGUGUGUGUGUGUGUGUGUGUGUGUGUGUGUGUGUGUGUGUGUGUGUGUGUGUGUAAA